Nezara viridula (southern green stink bug) is the source of this 1203-nucleotide messenger RNA. Lineage: Eukaryota; Metazoa; Arthropoda; Insecta; Hemiptera; Pentatomidae. The record is from the annotation of a GenBank genome assembly.
AUGGCGACUAUACUUUGGACUGUGCUCCUCCUCUGCCUCAGCGGCGGCCUGGCUGAGGUAUCCCCCAACCCCGCAGAAGCAAUCGCCCCGAUCGAAGCAGCCGUCCCCAAGGUUGCAGAAGCUGACUUAUUGGCACAACCAUCAGAGAUUCAAGCAGCAGUAGAACCGGCCGCUAAUGCAAUAGUCCCAGUAAAUGACCAAAACGGCGUUGAACCCGUGAAUGAUCUGACAGGGGCUGAGGCUGUGACUCACCAUCACAUACACUCAGGCCAUGUCGAUCAUAAUCACAAACACCACGGUCACGCAGAACACAAACAUAAACAUGGUGGUCAUCACCACCAUGGACACAAACACCACGGUCAUCACGGACACGGUCAUAAACACCACGGUCAUUUUGGACAUGGACACAAACACCAUGGUCACCAUGGGCAUGGACACAAACAUCACGGUCACUUCGGCCAUGGACACAAACACCAUGGUCACCAUGGACACCACCACAAACACGAUGGACACCACGGCCAUCAUCACAAACAUCAUGGACAUGCCGAACACGGUCAUAAGCACCACGGUCAUUUCGGACAUGGACACAAACACCAUGGUCACCACGGACAUCACCACAAACACGGUGGACAUUUCGGACACGGACACAAGCAUCACGGUCACCAUGGACACGGACACAAACAUCAUGGUCACUUCGGACAUGGACACAAACACCAUGGUCAUCAUGGACACCACCACAAACACCACGGUCAUCAUGGACACGGACACAAACACCAUGGACACUUCGGUCAUGGACACAAACAUCAUGGUCACUUCGGACAUGGACACAAGCAUCAUGGACACCACGGUCAUGGACACAAACAUCACGGUCACUUCGGCCAUGGACACAAACAUCAUGGAAGCCAUCAUCAUGGACACAAACACCACGGUCAUCAUGGACAUGGACACAAACACAGCGGUCAUCACGGACAUCAUCACAAACACGAUGGACACCAUGGACAUCACCACAAACAUCAUGGACAUCAUGGUCAUGGUCAUAAACACCAUGGACACUUCGAACAUGGUCAUGGACAUGGUCACGGCGGCGGCGGCGGUGGUGGUGGCGGCCAUCAUGAUGCAGCCCACGAUGAAAUGCCAGUUGCUGACGAAGUUGCCGCAAUUGGUGCUGAUGAAGUAGCAGCCGACUUUGGUGACGAGUUCUAA